Alternaria rosae is the source of this 1087-nucleotide messenger RNA. RefSeq names its product Ser/Thr protein phosphatase family protein. The record is from RefSeq and is a predicted model, not a curated record. Bases 97 to 909 code for a protein of 270 amino acids. Lineage: Eukaryota; Fungi; Ascomycota; Dothideomycetes; Pleosporales; Pleosporaceae. The transcript has a single exon. Gene Ontology annotation, molecular function: hydrolase activity.
UCUUUCGAUGUGACUCAGUCUCACUACAUAUUGAUAUUGGUUCUCUACCAUCUACUCUACACACUCAUCUACGAUAUUCUCAAGUUCGCUUCCGCCAUGUCGUCAAACAUCCGCCUCCUCGUCAUUUCCGAUACCCACUCCACCUGGCCCUACACCCCAGACAGCCCUGCACCUCCGUGCGACAUCCUCAUCCACUGUGGUGAUCUCACACAAGUCGGCGGUCUUCCCGCAUACAAAAAGGCUAUGCAAGGCAUCCAGACCGUCGACGCAGAGCUCAAACUCGUCAUCGCCGGCAACCAUGAUCUCGAUCUCGAUGAAAAGUGGGUGCGCAAGAACGCUGAAGAUGGUGAAGAGGAAGAAGAUGUAGAGGACAGUAGGAAAUGUGUCGAGUUCAUGAAGUUGCACGAGAAAGAGGGAGUAUACUACCUGGAAGAGGGCAGACGUGAGUUCAAGCUGAAGGAUAGGAGAAGCUUCAGUGUCUGGGCGAGUGCGUAUACGCCGGAGUUUAACGGGUAUGCAUUUGCGUACGGAAAAGACGAGAAUCGCUUCCGUGAUAUACCCGAAGACAUCGACAUCUUGAUGACACAUGGACCGCCUUCAUUCACUGACGAACUCGGCUACGGUCUCGAUGUCAAUGUGAAAGGAGAGAGCUGCGGAUGCAAGGUGCUAGGCGAUGCAGCAAUUAGAGCGAGGCCAAGACUGCACUGUUUUGGGCAUGUGCACGAGGGCAGAGGUGCAGUGAAGAUGCAGUGGUCCGAGAAGAGAAAUGGGAAUGAAAGAAUGAAGAUGCUGCCCGAUGACAGGAGACUCCUUAGCGUCAGUAAAGAACAGGAAAGGACGAGUUCCGUGCUAGUGAACGCGGCGGUAUGGGGUGAAACAAAGGGAUGGACUGUUGAUCUCGAAGUAUAAGAUUCCCACUUUCUACCACCACACCUGAACGAAAACUGCCACCACAACCCACACCACGAUGUAUCAAUCAAUGGCCACCCCCUACUUAGACAGUACCAGCGCAUACGAGACUCAUGGGCCCGCCAACCGCCUCGAUCAUCUCGUAACCACCUAUGGAGUCAGCGUUCUUCAUCGCUCC